AUAUCACCACCAGAUACAGCUUUCUUGCUCCUGCCUUAGCGCCCCCUUCCCCGUCUCCCUGCUCGUCUGCUCGUCGUCGUUCUUACUCGUGCGCACCACAUUUGAAGUCUCUGUCGCGUCUUGUAAUAGGAGUCACUUCGCCCAUACUAUCGUCAAAGCCUCGGCGCAAACCCAAGCAACUUGCUUAACGAAGUGGAUGUGCCGAGCAUCUCUCCGCGCGACAUCUCAUUCUCCCUUCGCCUCGCCGAGGAGCAGCGAGCAGCACAAUCCCCGUGCGAGCGUCAUCUGUAUCAACCGAGGCCCUUCGCGCAUCCUAACAACGGGUUGGAUUCUCCUUGCGACACUGCGUGCGACAUUGGAUUCUCCUUGCGACACCGCGUGCGACAUUGGAUUCUUCGUGCGACACCGCGUGCAACAUUGGAUUCUCAUUGCGACACCGCGUGCGACAUUGGAUUCUCCUUGCGACACCGCGUGCGACAUUGGAUUCUCCUUGCGACACCGCGUGCGACAUUGGAUUCUCCUUGCGACACCGCGUGCGACAUUGGAUUCUCCUUGCGACACCGCGUGCGACAUUGGAUUCUCCUUGCGACACCGCGUGCGACAUCGGAUUCUCCUUCGCCGAGGGGUCACUUUGCGAAAAUGGCAGCAGCAGCAGCAGCAGCGAUGUCGCAUUGCCAUCGUCGUCGUCCGCUCUGCGAUUCCCGCCUGUCGCUUCUCGCCGUGUUGCUGGUCGUGCUGGCAGUGGCAGGCGUGACCACCGCUGUUCGCCUGCCUACUAGUACCAACCCCUGUGAUUCGGACCCCUGUGGGCCCAACGCCACGGAAUGCACGGGCCUUGGUGCCUCGUCGUGGAACUGCACGUGUGCUGCCGGCACUGAGCUGGUGGGCGCGCAGGAGGGGCAGCCGUACUGCAUGUCGCCCGGUAACUGCGAUGAUGGCACACGGGACGGCCCCUGUGGCGUGUGGGGGGAGUGCACGGAGACAGCCACGGGGUACAACUGCACGUGUGAUCCCACGGCCAUUCUCGUCAGUCCCUUCAAGAAUGGCUCUCAGACGUGCAUCCUUGACCCCUGUGAUUCGCACCCCUGUGGCCCCAACGCCACGUCGUGCACGCCAGCUGGUUUCUCGUACAACUGCACGUGCGCUGCCGGUGCCGUGCUGGUGGGCGUGCAGGAGGACUCGCAGUUCUGCAAGCCGCCUG
Closterium sp. NIES-67 is the source of this 1201-nucleotide messenger RNA. Lineage: Eukaryota; Viridiplantae; Streptophyta; Zygnematophyceae; Desmidiales; Closteriaceae. The record is from the annotation of a GenBank genome assembly.